ACUUCCAUCUGAGCUUCCCACUACACACACCUUAGUAACCACUGGUGAAGGCUGGAGACUGACAGCUUGUUGUAAAAUGAGUGAGUGGUUUAAUGGGACUUUGUUCAUGGAGCAUCCCUGGCCAGAGGCAGAGAGGUGGCUGCUGGUGGCUGUGUUGGGACUAGAGAUGGUGAUGGGAGUUGUGGGAAACUGUCUCGUUCUGCUGGUCAAAGUACUGUGCAGAGGUCGGUUCAGCUGUCGUUAUUGGCUUCCCUUCAUCAGUCUCACCUUGUCAGAUUUAGGCUGCUCCCUCCUUAUUAUCUCCGGCUCACUGUUGGCCAUGCUGACGGGAGGUCAAAGGUCACCAUGGUGUGAGGUCGUAAGCCUGUUGAAGUUUGCCUUCAUCACCUCCUCCAUAGGAAGCAUAGCCAUCCUUUGUGUGCAGCGGCUGAUUGGUGUGGCCUCCUCAAGAAGUGCUCUCUUUGUUGUCAUGGUGACAGCAUGCUUGACUUCCUGGGGGACAGGGGUGGUGUUCGGGAGUGUCCCUGUUGUCUACGCCUGGAUUCGGUAUGACCCUGCAGAGAUGCUGUGUGCUGUGUUCUGGGAGAGCAGCUACUCAGACAUGUUCGUCUACGUUCUUUGUGCUUUCUCCAUCUGUAUAUUUCCCCCCUUCCUCCUCAUCUUCUUCUGCUCUCUGCUGAGUGCUGCUAGCUGCCACAGAAGCAGAAACAGUGAUGAUGAAGCAGAUCUGUCUGCAGUCACGCCUCUGCUGGUGUCCUCCUACCUCCUCUGCUACACCCCCUUUGCUGUGUCUGAGCUGAUCCUCCUGGGCAGGAUGGACCUGUCCCCAGCACCUGAUUGGCUAAGGACAUUAUCAUCGGUGAUGUCAUACUUGGACUGUGGUCUGAAUCCUCUUAUCUACUGCUCCCAUCAGGAGUUCCGGGAGGCAGGCAUGGCUCUGCUGUGGACCAAUAGGAAACCACCAUCAGAGCCUGUGCUCACUGCUAUCACUAAACGCCACCUGUAAACAUGUGAAAGGUUCCAUAUUUACUCACGCUGAUGUCAAGAGAACCCAACAAACAUAUAGCUCAUUGUGGUACUACCACCCCUUGUAAAGGGCAAAAGGUGUCGUUUGGCACUGGAAAAAAAAGUGAUGUUGAAGAAGCACGGCCUUGUUUCCCAAUAACAACUGAGCGUUUUCUUGGAGUAAUGCUACGGACACUUUGAAAUUUCUACAAGCAUUUCCCAAAGCAGUACUUAAAAGUGAGAGCAUGUGCAUGCUGUUGAGAGCUUCUUAACGCUAGUUGUCUGUGGUGUUGAAAAUGAUGCUGAA
Thunnus maccoyii (southern bluefin tuna) is the source of this 1312-nucleotide messenger RNA. RefSeq names its product visual pigment-like receptor peropsin. The record is from RefSeq and is a predicted model, not a curated record. Gene Ontology annotation, molecular function: G protein-coupled receptor activity. The coding region runs from base 77 to 1006 and encodes 309 amino acids. NCBI's taxonomy places the organism in Eukaryota, Metazoa, Chordata, Actinopteri, Scombriformes, Scombridae. The transcript has 8 exons. Gene Ontology annotation, cellular component: membrane. Gene Ontology annotation, biological process: G protein-coupled receptor signaling pathway.